Penicillium macrosclerotiorum is the source of this 519-nucleotide messenger RNA. RefSeq lists its product as uncharacterized. The record is from RefSeq and is a predicted model, not a curated record. The transcript has 3 exons. Lineage: Eukaryota; Fungi; Ascomycota; Eurotiomycetes; Eurotiales; Aspergillaceae. The coding region runs from base 1 to 519 and encodes 172 amino acids.
AUGGGGCCUAACGAUGUUCGCCGAAAUCUCUUCCACCAGAAUCUGAGCCGUCGCCCCGCUGCCCCCGGACCUCCAAGCACCGCCGUGCCGCCAGGGAACAAUGGGAUCACGCAUCGGCCCUCACACCGACUAAAGUCGAGCACCUCAGAUUCAUCAUCUUCGCGGAGUAGCAGGUCCUCCGAGAAUCGCGAUAUCGUGGUCCGCGACAAGAAUGGUAGUUACAAGCUCGAAAUGCCUGCUUUACCGCAAACACUUGUCGGCGAAGAUGGCGAGGAGCUGGGAGAGCUGGAUACCGAGGAAGCAGACGAGAUGGCAUUUAAUUCCUCGAAGCUCAACGCCCUUGAUAAAGAGAAGUUUGAUGAUGCGCUGGUGGAGAUGAUGAUCCGCCAUCGCAAUAGACAAACAAAUGGUGAACCCGAUGAAAUCCUAAACAUCGUCCACCAAAGCCUACGCAAGAAGGUCGCAUCGUUGGACGACGACAAUUGGAUGUUCGAGCCCGAAAAAGAGAUGCGAUUCUAA